UCGGAGCCUUUUGUAGUUCACACGAGCUCCAUCGCUACCAUCCUACUCAUUCUCCACCUCGCGGUUCCACCAGCAGAGCUCCUCGACCCAAUCAUCCCUGUCUUGCAGCUACGAUUUUUCUUUUAGCACUCUGGUGGUGAAGGCGGCGAGGGAGCUGCUGAGAUCGAGAAGGUACGACUAGCAAAUUCAUCGUGUAAGCUUGCAAGCGAAACUGGGAAGAUGGUGGCCACUGUGAAUGGAGGGCAGUCUGCGGGAUUGAAGUUUUUGAUCUACGGGAAGACCGGAUGGAUCGGAGGCCUGCUGGGGAAGCUGUGCACGGAGCAAGGAAUCGCGUACGAGUAUGGGAAGGGGAGGUUAGAGAACAGGAGCUCGAUUGAGCAGGACAUCAGCACAGUGAAGCCGACGCACGUGUUCAAUGCGGCGGGAGUGACGGGACGGCCCAAUGUGGAUUGGUGCGAGAGCCACAAGAUUGAGACGAUUCGGGCGAAUGUGGUGGGGACUCUGACUCUGGCGGACGUGUGCAAGCAGAAUGAUCUGGUGCUGGUGAACUAUGCGACGGGGUGCAUUUUCGAGUACGACGAUGCGCAUCCGCUGGGGAGCGGGAUCGGGUUCAAGGAGGAGGAGUCGGCCAACUUCCGGGGGUCGUACUACUCGAAGACGAAGGCUAUGGUCGAGGAGCUGUUGAGGGAGUUCGACAACGUGUGCACAUUGCGCGUGAGGAUGCCGAUCACGGGCGACCUGUCGAACCCGCGGAACUUCAUCACGAAGAUCACGCGGUACGAGAAGGUGGUGGACAUUCCGAACUCGAUGACGAUCCUGGACGAGCUGCUGCCGAUCUCGAUCGAGAUGGCGAAGAGGAACCUGACGGGGAUCUGGAACUUCACGAACCCGGGCGUGGUGAGCCACAACGAGAUUUUGGAGAUGUACAAGGAGUACGUGGACCCGAGCUUCACGUACAAGAACUUCACGCUGGAGGAGCAGGCGAAGGUGAUAGUUGCGGCGCGGAGCAACAACGAGCUGGACGCAUCGAAGCUGUCGAAGGAGUUUCCUGAAAUGCUGCCGAUCAAGGAGUCGUUGAUUAAGUACGUGUUCGAGCCCAACAAGAAGACCAACAAGCCUUGAGCGGUUGUGAUUGAUCAUUAUUAGUCAAGGCCUGAUUUUUUCCGUCGUUUGUGAACACGGUACAUUUCAUCACAUUUAUACAGUGGGUGUAGAUGUGCUUCAGAAAAUUUCAUAAUUUCUGCUGGAAGUUCCGACCGUAGGCUCUGCUUCAUGUAUUGUGUAGCGUACGUUGAAGAGACAACUGAUUCUUAUCGAUGGCUGUGUAGCGCAUUCGUUAUUACAUUAACCUUGUUAUGUGAA
This is a messenger RNA of Physcomitrium patens, 1362 nucleotides long. RefSeq names its product bifunctional dTDP-4-dehydrorhamnose 3,5-epimerase/dTDP-4-dehydrorhamnose reductase. Gene Ontology annotation, biological process: S-adenosylmethionine biosynthetic process. NCBI's taxonomy places the organism in Eukaryota, Viridiplantae, Streptophyta, Bryopsida, Funariales, Funariaceae. The record is from RefSeq and is a predicted model, not a curated record. Gene Ontology annotation, cellular component: methionine adenosyltransferase complex. Gene Ontology annotation, molecular function: methionine adenosyltransferase regulator activity.